AAGUUAAAAAUAGAAUUUGAUUUUUUAAUAAAAUAAAACAUCUCAAAAUAAUAAUAAUUAUAAACUUUAAAUUAUAAGGCUUAGAGAAUAUAGGAAUAAUCAGAAAUCGAAAACAAUAUAACAACUUAAAAAAGCUUUUUAACAAAUUUAAAUAAAUUAAGCAAUUUUAAUAAUGAUUCUCUAAUUUAUAAAGGCUCAUUAUAUAAAAUGAAGAAAGAUUUAAAUGUAACUUAUAUAUCAUCAAAAUAAUUUUUUAAUCCUAAUGGUGUAUAUGAAGUAUUGGAUGGAAUUUAAUAUAAUUAAAUGAGGGUAGAUGAUAUGGUUAAUAUCCAUUAAGAUACUUAAGAUUAACUAAUUCAAAAAAUAGAAGAAAUCAAAUAUUCUAUUGAGUAUAUUAUUUAUGAAUGUGAAUCUUCUGGAAUUGGAGAUUUUAUUAAAAAUGAUUCAGGAUUUUUAAAUUGGCUUUAAAAAUAGAAUAUUGAAUAAAACCAUUAGAAAUGUAAUUAAUAGUUUGUUAAAGAAUAAAAAUAUGAAAAUAAUGAAAUUGAUAAUGAAGGAAAAAUUAAAGAAAAUAAUCAAUAAAAUUAAGAAAAAAAUGAAGAAAAAAUCGAAGAAAAUAAUGAAGAAAAUAAUGAAGAAAAAAAUGAAGAAAAAAAUGAAGAGAAAAAUGAAGAAAAAAAUGAAGAAAAAAUCGAAGAAAAAAAUGAAGAAAAUAAUGAAGAAAAUAAUGAAGAAAAAAAUGAAUAAUAAAAUGAAGAAUAAAUGGAAGAAAAAAAUUAAGAGAAAAAUGAAGAAAAAAUCGAAGAGAAAAAUGAAGAAAAAAUCGAAGAAAAAAAUGAAGAAAAAAUGAAGAGAAAAAUGAAGAAAAAAAUGAAGAAAAUAAUGAAGAAAAUAACGAAACAAAAGUUUAGAAAAAGAAUGUUAAAUUUGAAAAUUAUAAUAAAAUUUUGGAAAUACAAAGUGAAGAUACUCUAAAAGAAUAAGAAAAUAAUAAUGAUUUCAUUAAAAAUAUUGUAUAAAUCAAUAAUGAAAGCAACUAAAUAGAAAGCUAUGAAUAAGACGAAAAAUGAAAGACGAUUUUCUAGUAUUUCUGAUAACUAUUAAUCAAAUAAUCUUUAAUUUUAAUAAAAUAAUGUCACUGAAGAAAGUUAUAAGUAAAUUAAGAAAAAUUGA
Molecule: messenger RNA, 1173 nt
Organism: Ichthyophthirius multifiliis
Lineage: Eukaryota; Ciliophora; Oligohymenophorea; Hymenostomatida
Exons: 7
Source: RefSeq, a predicted model, not a curated record